Messenger RNA from Penicillium diatomitis, 2568 nucleotides. RefSeq names its product ribonuclease P protein subunit p40. Gene Ontology annotation, cellular component: multimeric ribonuclease P complex; ribonuclease MRP complex. The record is from RefSeq and is a predicted model, not a curated record. Gene Ontology annotation, molecular function: ribonuclease P activity; ribonuclease MRP activity. The transcript is spliced from 9 exons. Gene Ontology annotation, biological process: tRNA 3'-end processing; tRNA 5'-leader removal; endonucleolytic cleavage in ITS1 to separate SSU-rRNA from 5.8S rRNA and LSU-rRNA from tricistronic rRNA transcript (SSU-rRNA, 5.8S rRNA, LSU-rRNA). The coding region runs from base 1 to 2568 and encodes 855 amino acids. NCBI's taxonomy places the organism in Eukaryota, Fungi, Ascomycota, Eurotiomycetes, Eurotiales, Aspergillaceae.
AUGUUUGAUUUCAGCGAUGACGCGUCGCGUCGUGAGAAAUGCUACACCACUAUCGCUCAGUUACCUCGGGUUAUCGAUUCAAAUCAAAUACCUCGAAAGAAGGCUCCCUUCUCUACGAUCAUGAAUCAUCCCUUUGUACACACGGUUGAAGUCAUUCUGGAAGACGAGGUGUACGCGGAGGUUCAGACGUCAUUGGAUGAAAUCAAUAAGCCACGAUCUGCUCGCGUCUUCAUGUCUCCAUCAGAACUCCUGGAGCAUGACUUCUUCAAUACGUACAUCAAGAGGGGUAACGUGAUGAUGAUCUCAGAAGGCCGAGCAGGGUCAGACACCAUGUUCACGCUCAAUGAUGGCAUCCUCAGGAUUGAACUUGGCAAGGAAGUGUAUGAGCGCACAGGCUUGACCGGAAAACCUAUCCGAAGCGGUGGAAGGAAGCAUGCCAAAGAUAGAUUUUUGGUUGAGUUGAAUUUGCGACUGCCGUCUAUGUUGCACGGCAAGAAGGGCUUUGACAGAAUUGUUUGGGCUUUUCAGAAUGUGCUGAACAGACCCAUGGCGUGGCUCUUCUGUGACCUGGUCAGCCUUUCUGUGGAUCAAGAAUCUCCCACUCCGAUUGAAAAUCAAAGCCCGCAAUGGAUUGACUCCGGGCCUAAAAAGACGAAUCUGAGCCGAGUGUCGAUGCCCCCCCUUCAAGGGCUUGUAUCAUCUCAUAUGUCCGAGGACGAUAUGCAGCAGAAAUGCGGUGCCUUCUCUGAAUGGAUUGCGUUGGUGCAAUUGAAGUCAUCUCGCAUUUUGGCCGACGAUGAGGUUGACCCAUAUCUGAGCCGCUAUGAGGUUCAGGUUCCAGGGGACGAGGUCUGCAGGACCGUCAACCUGGUUAGCCUAAAAUGGCAAGGAAUUAUCUCAUCGAAGUGGAUUCUGGAUCUAUAUGCAUGGCUACUCAGCAAUGGCCGCAAAUCCUCCCAUGGUUCCCGUCUCAGUCCGUCGUCAUCAUUCAGCUGGUUCGCACUUUCUGCCCUGACGCUGCGAACACAAGCUGUAGACGGAAGGGACGGUUUCACCAUUGUCACGGCGCCGUCAAUUGCUUCGCAAGCACCAUCUCAUGGAAAUCUAAGCCUUUCAAUGUCUGGAGAUGAGGAGACAUCGCUUCGCGAUGCCCCGAGAUCCAGUUCGGUGACCUGGGACCGGACUGGCCAGCCCGAAUUUGAGGACCAAGAGUCCCGGGCUCUUUACGAGGCUUUCAAAGCCUUUGAUUGGGAGAGUCUUGAACGUGAUAGACGUCAAGACCAGGAGUACCGUGCCGUCCUGGAAACCUUCACCACUAUUGAGUGGGAAGGUUCAAGCUCCAACGACGCAGAAGCGUCUCUCCCCUCGCCAGAGACAUCAUCAGUCUCUGAGACCGUCAACUCGUCUGGCGCAGUCGACAAUCAGGCCGUGCCAGCCACGCAAAUUUCAAGUCCGCAGCCUGCGGCAUCCCACCCUGAGCCCCUGCCAGCUCUAAAGGCAACUGUCAAACGCAGUCGUGUCCAAAAGACUGCCUCAAAGACUCCUUGCCGGGUGAAAGUCCCGGUUACCAGCAAUUUCACCUGGGAUCAGACGUAUCUCACGGUGCCAAAGGGGUUUGUGGUCAACCCCAACAAUCAUGGCCGCUGGAAAAUUGACGGAUACGGCAAAAAAACGUAUCUAAACGGCCCUAAAGACAACAAAAAACGGGCUCGAAGGCCACGGCCUCAGCUGCCUGGCUGUCACGUCUUCUCUGCUUGUCCUCCUUCGUUCUCCUCUUCCUCCUCCUUCUCCUCCUCCUCCUUCUUAUUUUCCGCCUCUUCUUCUCUUCCGGCAUCUCGUUCUCCUUCUCGUCCUUCUGUUGUCCCUUCUUCUGUGUCUUUGUCUACUUCUCCUGUUCCUUCUCCGGUCCCGUCUCCGGUUCCUUCUGUUACUCCCGCUGUCUCUGCUGCUGUUCCCGUUGUUGUUCCUACUGCUGCUCCCGAUGUUCCUUCUAUCACUGUUUCUUGUACUACCCCUGUUCUUUCUCCUGCUGCUCCUGUCAUCCGUAACGUGAUGACUCCAGCUCCCUCGUCUUUUGUUCGUCUCCUUACUCCACCCAUCACUCCUCCGAUCCUUCUUGUGCUCCUUCUUAUGCUCCUUCUUAUGCUCCUUCUUAUGCUCCUCCUUAUGCCCCUUCUUAUGCCUCUUCUUAUGCACCUUCCUAUGCUCCUUCUUAUGCUCCUUCCUAUGCUCCUUCUUAUGCUCCUUCCUAUGCUCCUUCUAAUCCUCUCUUCUAUCCAUCUUCAUGUUCUCCUUCCUAUUCCCUUUCUAAUCCUCCGACCUGUGGUCCUUCAUAUCCUCCUUCUUACCCUCCGUGUUGUCCUACGUGUCUCCAACCUCUUCCUGCCCUUGCCCCUUUUGACCCUCUAUACCAGGACGAUCGUUCCUGGCUUCCUCACACCCCUCCUCACUGACUGUUUUGCGUCCUUUCUAUCACCUUGUGUUCUGCUGUCUGUGUUCGGCCUCUGUCACAUUUGCUUCAGCGUAUCGUUUGGUUCAACUUUGCAUCCCAUAUGGUGUUAUCAUUAG